CUAGAAAUUUAACUUUACCUUUAAUCUCCUGAAGGAAAAAACGUUUAAACUACUGAAUCACAUCAUUAACCAUGACAGUUCCUCACCACCUCCUCCUCCUAACAGAUUCUUAAUGGAUGAUUUGUUAUCAAGCUUGAGUGGGGUGGCAGUAACAGCUCACCCCAACAACCCUCAUGCUGAACACCCACGUUUUGCUUUAUAUAAGGCUAAGAGCAGUGGCUCUUCUCAGCAUGAACGUAGGAGAAAAAUACUGGAGGCAAGGAGGGAGGCCCGAUAUGACCUGAUAAUGCAUUUACGCUGUAUUGAGGAGGAAAAUGCUGAAUCAUCUGAAUUCUCUGAUGAUAACAUGGAAUGUGAGCAGGAACGGCGGUGUUACUUUCGACCAAAGAAAUAUCAUAACUUCCUUAUGUUAAGUGAAUGGUUGGUGGAUGUUCCAGAAGAUUUUGCUUCAUCUUACUUCGCUCUGCCAUGCCCAGUUGGGAAACGAAGUCUAGUUGUCUCUGCCAGGGGUAGAACUCGAGCUUAUGCUAAGUCUGGUGUGAAGGUGACCCAGUUCCCGUCACUGCUGCCUGGUGGGAACCGACACACCUAUAAUAAAGGUUAUGCUCUGCUUGACUGCAUAUGGUCUGAAACCAACAAAACAUACUAUAUAUUGGAUCUUAUAGUGUGGCUCAACCAGUCCAUCAUGGAGUGUGAGACUAUGUUUAGAUUUGAAUGGUUGAAGUCCCGGAUGUUGGAAGAAAUACCUGAGGCAGCACAAGUGUCGAGACUUAACCCGUACAGAUUUGAACAUGUACCUUACUAUGACUGUUCACCUGAGACCUUAAGAAGUUUAAUACAUGAACCUCUGCCAUUCUCUGUGCCACUUGAUGGGGUUCUGUUUUAUCAUAAAGAAAGUCACUACACUCAUGGCCCUACACCUCUGGUUGGCUGGCUAAAAGCUUACAUGUUCCCAGAGAUUUUAGGGAUACCAGCGCCUGAACAAAUUAUGGCAGAAAGACCUAAAAAGUACAGCACCCUUCCUGCUCAUAUCCAGUAUGCUAAAGAUCGAAGAGAGGAAAGAAUCAAGGAAUACAAUGAUAAGAUGGAAGUUUCAUCUUCUAAAAAUAAAAACACCAAGAAAACCAAAAAUAAAGAAAUGGAAGUUAGUCUGGAGAACCAAAUGGAGUCAUCAGCCACCGAGCUUAUUGAUGGGUGCUGAAGCUCUUUUACCUACAGAGUGCUGAACAGGGCAGCUCAUUCAUGCAGCAUGUGCAUGGGGGUUUACAUUCACUGGAGAAGCCACAGAUGGUGUAAUGACUGUUUAUCAGACCACAGCCCAGAGAAAUACAACACAUAUAUCAGCAAGUAGAUACCCACAUGGUAACCCACGAAGAUUGACACACCCAAGGAGAAGUCACGGACAAGGUACCUGAGUUAACCCGCCGAAAUGACCGUGAUAUUCAAGAAACUACACCUGGGCAAAGACAGCUGUCCAGACCUGACCCAAGGAGAGGUCACGGUCUCAAUGAACCAGAAUUCUCACUGCCACGCAGUUAGCUUAACCCGGCGAAAUGACCGUGUUACUCAAGAAGCUACCCCUCAGCCAGUGCACCUGUCACCUGAUCACACAUCCAGAUUAGUGACGACAUCUUCCUGCUGGAGAUCUCCAAUAUAAGGGCCCUGCAGCUCCCUCCUUGAGAGUAUUAGCAUUCAAAUCAUCAAUGUAACAGGGAAUGGGCCAAUAGCUCCUCCCCAGAGGGAGACUUCCGUCCCCAUCACCGAGCCCCAGUUAGCAGUCUCCUACAGGACAGUCCAGCACUCUCUCUAACAGCACCUGCUGAGCCUCCCUUAGGUCAUAUGUGAGUCAUUGUUAGAGCAAUCCAUAGGGUGAGUUACUUACGGUGGGAAGAAUAUCCAUUUCAUGUUUGUGUCCGAGAAUCAGUGUCUAGUAUCAUAAAUAUAAUGUUCUAUUAAUGUGUCUGUGUCAUUGAGUGAAUAAUAAAUAGCUGGACUUAGAGUUGGCAUUUGUUUAGAGGCUUUCACCCUAAUAUAUAUUUAUUAAUUUACCUGUGUUACAAUGGCAAUCUCCAGUAACUUCCUCGAAAUGGUAGGUAUUGUGAUAUAAACCGGUACUGGUGUAAUAAACAGGAACACCCACACAGACCAGCACCCAUACACCCAUGUGAAUGACUGUUACAAUGUUUAUGGCACUUGUCAGACCAGAUGGACACAAUUAGUUACAGCCUCAAAGAAUAACAUAUAAACCUAUAUGGGGUGCCAUAGCCCCGCCCAUACAGUGUGCCAAUCAGGGAAACAACAUGAGGACCCUUGGAAAAAAACCUACUCUGAUUGGAGACUGAAAAAGGCCUCGACAACAGGAUAGGAGUAAGAAAAAGACUGACAGUUUGGCUGUUGAAGUGUGGGUGCGAGGUUCCUUUGUGUGGCUCGGCGACCGUCGAUACUGAAGGAUCGGUGAUGUGUACCUAAUGUUUUCUCUUCAGUUUUGCGGGUGUAUAGUGAGCUCCAUUUUCCUCCACAGUGUCUAGUUAGAAAUAGGAUGAACGCGGGUGCCCUCAUGUCACAUGCUUGCUGAAUAAA
Messenger RNA from Homarus americanus (American lobster), 2580 nucleotides. RefSeq names its product snurportin-1-like (gene Snup). Bases 113 to 1201 code for a protein of 362 amino acids. The record is from RefSeq and is a predicted model, not a curated record. Gene Ontology annotation, cellular component: nucleus; cytoplasm. Gene Ontology annotation, molecular function: protein binding. The transcript is spliced from 10 exons. Gene Ontology annotation, biological process: snRNA import into nucleus. Lineage: Eukaryota; Metazoa; Arthropoda; Malacostraca; Decapoda; Nephropidae.